ACGUGACGGUGCAGCUCGAGGUCCCCGGUGCAGCCUAACGCACUGUGCAUCCUGCAUCGCCUUGCCUGGUACAACCUAACGCACUGUGCAUCCUGCAUCGCCUUGCCUGGUGCAACCUAACGCACUGUGCGUCCUGCAUCGCCGUCUCCCCCAGCUAAACCCUCCGAAGAUAGCCAUCAUCCGGCCGACGACCGAGUGUUCUCGCUGUAUGAUGGCUGCGCAGAAAAUCAACGAGGCGCACGACCACAUCGCCAAAGCCGAGAAAUGCCUAAAGACCAGCAUGACAAAGUGGAAACCAGACUAUGACGGAGCGGCGUCCGAAAUGGCCAAAGCUGCUGUGGCUUUUAAAAAUGCCAAGCAGUUCGACCAAGCAAAGGACGCCUACCUCAAAGAAGCGGAGUACCACACUGAGAACAAAACACUGUUCCAUGCUGCAAAGGCAAUUGAACAAGCUGGUAUGAUGCUAAAGGAGAUGAAGCGCAUGUCUGAGGCCAUCGAGCUGAUCGAGAAAGCCAGCGUGAUGUACGUGGAGAACGGGACGUCCGGCACCGCGGGCAUGGCUCUGGACCGGGCGGGCAAACUUAUCGAACCAAUGGAUCUUGAGAAAGCUGUGGACUUGUAUCAGAAAGCUGCGUCUGUCUUUGAGAAUGAAGACCGACUGAGACAGGCCGCGGAGCUGCUGGGGAAGGCAUCCAGGCUGCUGGUGCGACUACGCAGGCUGGAUGAGGCGGCUGUCUCCCUCCAGAAGGAAAAGAACAUGUACAAGGAAAUUGAGAAUUACCCCACCUGCUUCAAGAAAACUAUAGCCCAAGUACUGGUGCAUCUCCACCGAGGGGAUUUUGUAGCAGCGGAUAAGUGUGUGAGAGAGAGUUACAGCCUCCCAGGGUUCAGUGGUAGUGAGGACUGCGUUGCCAUGGAGACGUUACUAGCAGGCUAUGAUGAGCAAGAUGAGGACCAGGUGUAUCGUGUGUGCAACUCGCCUCUCCUCAAGUAUAUGGACAAUGAUUACGCAAAGCUGGCCAUCUCUCUGAAGGUGCCGGGUGGAGGGGGCAAGAAAAAGAAAUCCCCCGGCGCUCCACAAGAGGGCGCUGGAGGAGCACCACCAGUGGACGAGGAGGACGAUUAUGACGGAGGGCUGUGUUAGGCUCGGAAACAUCCUAAAACGCCUCCAAAUACCUGUGUGUGUGUGUGUGUGUAUGUGUGUGUGUGUGUGUGUGUGUGUGUGUGUACGCGCACGUGCUUCCCAUGUAAACCUUCUAGACCUUGAGAGUCCACUGAAAAAAAGUGAAAUGUAUAAAUUUAAAUCGAAAAAGAAUAUAAAAAAAUAUUUAAAGUGUUAAAAAAAUAGAUAUAAUUGUUAAAUGUCAGUUUAUUUAUCAAAUGUCUUUCGAGAUGUAUUUCUUUUAUUGUUGAGGUUAUUGUCAUGUGUACAGUAUCAGGUCACGUGCUGGUUUAGUGACCUGUCGGUAAAUCAGUGAUGUAGUUUUAAAUCAAAUCAUUUAUAUGGCUUAUGCAAUCAUCUUUCAAACGUCCACGACGUACAGUAACGUGCUCAUAGUGUUGUUGAACGUGAAAGGUUUGUGCAGCUAAAAGAAUUGCUCGACUGUGAUUCACGUGGAAUUAGCAUGGCCAUGCUGAAGCUGCUAGCUUUUUGUCUGAAAUUCCCGCUGAAUGUGUAGCGAUGUUUGUUGUGGGCACAGGGCACAGCAGAUGGACUGGGAACAACCCGAUUUAUUUAUCAAGCAUGUCAAAGUAAAAGUCCUGACUUAGAGUUGGGUCUCACCCCAUUUCCGUAUGAUUGUAUUCACUCGGAUGCAAAUCACAAGAUUUAAUCCCAUUUUAAAACUCUUAAUCUGGGGUGGGGCAUAAUUAUCCUGAUGAGACAAUGCCCCUCCAAAAAUCAGAACUUAAAAACGGAGGACGUCCCCUGAGUUGUUCGACUAAUCUGUGCCUAAAAGCACACAAGCGGAGUGACGCGAAGGGGGUGUGGCCAACUACGGUUAACGCUGCAACGUCACCAUACGUAAGGAGUGCAGCUGUGCUUUGCAUCAUAAGCCACAGGAAAGACUAAAUGUCCUAAUGUCCUCGAAUUUAUCAUUCUCAUGUCUGACCACGUUGGUUGUCAAAUCCAGUCAGAUAAGGUUGCCAAAGAGACUGGUCUUGCCUGUAAAAUGCAUUACUUUGAUGAUGAUGACGGCAGUGUACACAGCAAUAAAAAUCUCUGCUGGCA
Electrophorus electricus (electric eel) is the source of this 2230-nucleotide messenger RNA. It is a transcript of the gene napgb, whose product is annotated as N-ethylmaleimide-sensitive factor attachment protein, gamma b. Gene Ontology annotation, biological process: intracellular protein transport. Gene Ontology annotation, molecular function: soluble NSF attachment protein activity; syntaxin binding. The record is from RefSeq and is a predicted model, not a curated record. Gene Ontology annotation, cellular component: SNARE complex; vacuolar membrane. Lineage: Eukaryota; Metazoa; Chordata; Actinopteri; Gymnotiformes; Gymnotidae.